UAAAAAGUAUUUGUUUUAGAACUUUCAUUUUCAAGAUUCAAUAAAAAAUUUAAACUUACAAAGUAGAAAACGUUUUUUUGACUUUCGUCUUUUACAUAUAAGUAAAUUUUCAUUACUUUACUUUCAUCACAUAACCUUAAAUCAGUCUGGUUCGGUACAUGCAUAAACUUUAUUUUUCACCGCCUUAGAAAGUACAAACAUAGAUAGCAGGCAGAUAAAGGUAUGGUAUUGUUAGAUAGUGGCACUCCUGCUCAAUAUACUACCUCACAUUGUGAAACCAGUGGACGUUUGGCAAUGCUUCGUCGCAGGACCUACUCUCAUGCUGUCCUUGUAUAUGAUGGUGCUACAUGUGGUCGAUCAGGUCCUUCAUGAAGCUGAGUUUUACUAUGUCGUGAUACAAUUCCUUGUGACAGUCAUAGCGUUUGUGAAUCUUUUGAUAGUCGGGGAACUGGCUGGAGCCAUUUAUGGAUUGUUAUAUGUUGAUUUGAUGAUUGCGUUUGCUAUUGAUUUUUAUUACAUGCGUAAAGAAAGAGGCUUGACAUUCUAAUUGAAACUGUUUGCAGCUAUUUAUAUAUUUUUUUAUGCUGGAUAUGUAACAGGAUGUGAUAAUAAACAUUCCAAGAUAAAAACAGCGGGUUGAUUCAUUGUACAGGAAUGUACGCAACUAGAGACAAUGGUAAAAUUGAAACGGAUAUUAAAUUACAACAUGCGUCUUGUAAACAAAGUCAUUUUGUACAUUUACAGAAGAAUAUCGAGAUUGACUUUGAAUGAAGUAUUAUUUAUUUGUGCUGUGUUUUUGAUACCUUUUUUUAUAUGGUUUUGGAGCAAUCGUGAAGCAAAACUUAGUGUUAAUUCUAGUAAUCCUGUGAUAGUUUGGUGGACUCAUGGCUUUCCAAGCACAUCAGAAACAAUCACAUGUGAAGAUAAUCUAAAAUGUGAUGUAUACAGUGAUAAUAACUUGGGAAAUGCUUAUAAUGUUGAAGCAUAUUUAUUUUAUGCAAGCAACAUAAAUUUUGAUGACCUGCCCUUACCCAGAAAGGCAAGAGAUGUGAUAUGGGGAUUGUAUCAUGAAGAAUCUCCCAGAAACGUGCGGGAAUUGUUGCACGAAAAAACGCUAAGUCUGUUUAAUUUCUCUGCAACUUUUAGCAGGUACAGUGACAUUCCAUUUCCUCUACAAUAUUUAGACUCUUUGUCUGAUAUAACUAGUAAAGAAUAUUACAUUCCAACAACAGAGAAAAAUGGUCUUUUAAAAGACAUAUCACCGGUUCUGUACUUGCAAACCGAUUGUGAGACUGCCACAGAAAGGGAUGCAUAUGUACGAGAAUUAAUGAAGUAUAUCAAUAUUGAUUCGUAUGGAGAUUGUUUGAAAAAUAAGGAACUUCCCCAAAAAUUCAAGGAUGACUACUUGAACAAGUUGAAUGAUAACGAAUUCUUGCAUUACAUUGCAAGAUACAAGUUUGUAUUAGCAUUGGAAAACGGGGUUUGUGAGGACUACGUCACCGAAAAGUUUUGGCGUGCUAUAAAAGUUGGUAGUGUACCAAUUUACUUCGGAUCACCGUCCAUAAAAGAUUGGUUCCCAAACGACAAAUCUGCGAUACUAAUACAAGAUCAUCCAACACCAGCAAAUAUGAGUGAACAUAUUAAGAAAUUAUUGAAGAAUGACCAUUUGUAUGAUGAGCAUUUAACCCACAAGACGAAAGAAUCAAUAACAAAUAAACGAUUGAUUGAAGAAUUCAGAAUGAGGCCGUACCAAACUGACGCGUUGAAUGUUGCCAACAAAUUCGAAUGUUUGGUUUGCCGUAAAAUCCAUGAAAAGAAAACUAGAUUACAAGAACACAUAGUGAAUAAAAGUCACUAUGACUGUCCAAAGCCAGUUUCAGCUUUAACUUUGACAGUAAACCCAUCAAACGAUUGGGUUUAUUUGUGGCAUCAAGCCGAGAAAGAUGCGGAAGAAAUAUUUAAAAGAGUAUAUAGUUAAAAUUAAACACUAAAUCAUAUUUUCAACAAAGUAUUAUAUUUUUUUAUACUUUUAAUAUACAAAUAUUAAUUA
Molecule: messenger RNA, 2050 nt
Organism: Bicyclus anynana (squinting bush brown)
Lineage: Eukaryota; Metazoa; Arthropoda; Insecta; Lepidoptera; Nymphalidae
Gene: FucTB
Product: alpha-(1,3)-fucosyltransferase 10
Exons: 2
Coding region: 674-1978 (434 amino acids)
Cellular component (GO): membrane
Molecular function (GO): alpha-(1->3)-fucosyltransferase activity
Source: RefSeq, a predicted model, not a curated record